CGGACGCGGCGCGAACGCACCUGACUUUUGAUGAUUUGUUGUUGUUGUUGUUGCCUCAAUUCAGUCUGAAUAUGAGCAGGAACACGGGGAUGACAUGACGCUUGUUUUUUUCUUCCUGAAGAAGUCGUGAUUGAUGACAGAAAGGGGGGAAAAAAAGGAAAGAGAAAUAGCGCUGUUUGGGGAAAGAGCAGCGUCGUGCGUAAAACAGCGCGUGGAGAGUUUGGAGAGAGAGAGAGAGAGAGAGAGAGAGAAUGCAGCAAAGCGACAUGAUGGUGCAUCACAGUGCUUAAGGCAAAGAGAGAGAGAGAGAGAGUGAGAGAGAGAGACUGCAGCUGGAGGGGAAAUAGCCCACCGUGGGAAAUUUGACGCCCUCCGGGUUUGAAGAACACACCACCGCUUUACAGCCACUGAGGAGCAGCAUCCUUCACCCGGAGCGCGCGCGGACGGGAUCCCACGUUGGUUUCAGUUAUUCUUCUUGUUCUUCUUGAUUGAUUUAUUUAUUUUAUUUUAUUCACCCCGCUUCUAUGGGAGAAGGAUGGGAGCGCGGCAGGCUGUGUGAAGCCUCUCCGGGUGUGUGAGAAUUUGCGCCGCCGCCAUGCAGCUCGUGCGGGUCGCGUGGGCUUUGGCAGGAGCGGCGCUCUGCUGUUCCCUCGUGCUCUUUCUCCACUCGCGCUUCCUCAAAGAAGGUCAGUUGGCGGCCGGGACAUGUGAGAUUGUGACUUUGGACAGAGACAGCAGUCAGCCCCGGAGGACCAUAGCUCGGCAGACAGCCCGCUGCGCCUGCAAGAAAGGCCAAAUUGCCGGUACGACUAGAGCCAGCCCUGCCUGUGUGGAUGCCCGCAUCGUGAGGACCAAGCAGUGGUGUGACAUGGAGCCAUGUCUGGACGAUGAAGGCUGUGACCUUUUGGUAAAUAGAUCAGGCUGGACUUGCACACAGCCAGGUGGCCGGGUCAAAACUACCACGGUCUCCUAACACUGGCCGAAGAUCUAAUGGUGUAGAGAGCUUCAUGUGGACUCUGUAGAAGCCUGACAAGCUCUUUGCACCCGCCCGCCUGCUGUAGAUAACUUGCUGUCUGUCAUCGGCUCAACAUCCGCCUCCAAUUGCCUGUCUGUAGCUCCGCUUUGUAAAUGGGCAGCGCCCCCUAGUGCCACGGAGGACAUACGUCCACACAGCACCUCACACUGAGCACCCGAGAGCCUGCAGGACCGCUGCCUAUGAGGGGCCUUGCAUUCUUUCAGGCUCACUGGAUGUCUAAACCCUUUUCAAGGCCAGAUCUGGGGUUCCAACCUGCACGCUCUGCAAAUAGGCCUUCUGCUGGAGUCCACCUUUGGCACUCAAACCACAUUUACUGACCAAAGAGGAAAAAUAACACGCAAACAGCUCAACGGACAAUACCUUAACAAACAGAGUUCAGAGAGGCAGGGCUGAGCAAGGCGAAAGACACCAAGCCCUGUUAAUAAACACCAAUGUCCAUCAAUUUAAGGCACUGGCAUUAAAUAAUUGAUCUGUGCAAAUGAACUGAUCAAAAUGAACUAAAUUCCAGUAGUACCUUUAAUACUUUGCAUACAUUUUUUUUUCUUUCUUGAACUGAAUCCACUGUAUUUUGAAACUGGAAAUAUAGGCACUGUAUACAUACAUUAUGUGUAUAAAGAAAAUGAGAUUUGCAUUUUUUCAGUAGCAAACUUUGGGACACUUUGCAAUAAGCAUGGUUGGUCACAGUUAAAGAGUACAAGCAUUGAUUCUCAUUGGACAAAAAAGUGAUCAUAUGAAAAAAAAAAAAUACCAUUAUUUCAAAUUGCCGCAAAAGGAGCCAGAAGUCAUUUUGAUCGGCCUACGGUUAUAUAUUUAACAGUUUUCUAUGUUGUAUCUUUGUAGAGAACCUUAUUUAACAUGAAAAAUGUGGUGGGAAUGGCGGUGAUAGAAUGUGGAUAAUAAGCUGUGUUUCAUGCCGGCCUGCAGCAGCCUGCUCAUUCUCCUGCAGCAGUAGCAGCUCUCCUUUUACACUCAUUUCAAACACACAUGACCACAUCUUCUAUACUAAACGUAGGAAUGGAAAGAGGACAGCACACUGAGGGGGGGUGGGGGUGACGAAAAAGAAAUGAUCGAUCACAGAGAACUGAACUUUAUAUCCCUCUUUAGUAUGCGGGGCCAUGAAAAUCGCUAUUUGCUAUCGUAUUGUAAAGGUGUAGAAAAAAAAACCUGAGUCAUUUCUCUAUGGAUUUUAUCUAAUUUAUUUUUGUGCUUGUGUUUGUUUGCACAGUGCCACCAUCAAAGUGCUGACACAUACAGAGAGAGUUAAGAGAGUCUUAGAAUCAUUUACAUGAAAAUACUUUUUUAUUCUGAAAUAUUUUAAGAAUAAAUUAAAUAUGUGAAAGAAGAAAUGAGUUGCUAAAAUAGAAUUUUAAUAAGCAGAAGGUUAUGUUUGAAGCUGCUGACCUUUGUUCUUUGUGAUGGGGGGGGGGGGGUCAUUGCAGUGAUGUCCACAUAUGGACCAAGAAGAGCUGGUAUGUGUUACUGUGUGUGAUGUUCAGAAACACAGCUUGUGAUCGAAACACAAUGCUUCAAACACCAGACAGAAAAGACUGACGUCAAUCGGUGUAUGCUGGAAAUUGCAAUCGUUUUACCCGCAAUAAUACAUACAUCAUGAUUUCUUAGAAGAGUGAUGCAUAAUUUAAAAAUGGAAAAUUAUAACGCAGGAUUUAAAUAGAAUGCAUUUCCCUACAUUAAGUGACAGGUUUAAUUACAGCCAAAAAAAUAACACAUUUUUCAUAGACUUACAUUAUGCAACUAAAGAUGGAACACAGGAACUGUGAAAUUUGUUUUGGCAGCCCUGGUGUGUAAGUACAUACUGUUGCACAAACACAUGAAUACGCACGCAGUCAUGGCUCACUACAUUUACAUUAACAGAAGUUAGACACAGUGUGCAGCUCCGAACAUUUCGCCCUGAUUCAUCACCAGCAGCUAUAGAACCAGGACAUGAUGUUAGGUUAUAUAUCUCUGGGGGUCACUUCUCACAAUCAGACGAGGAUUGCCUGAAGAAUGACAAAGCCUGAGGCAUAUAGACACUAUUCUACUGUAAAUCUCUGACCUCGAUUAAAAGCCUCCAGCCAGAGAAGACCCAGACCAAGCACACACACACGAACCCCUGAUACAGGCAGUGAGUAGAAGAAAGCCAUUGCCUCGUAAUUGUAUUUUUCUGCACCUAUGUGUGUGUGUGUAUGUGUUUCAGGGGGAUGGAGCAGGGAGGUAUAAGGUUGCCUUUAAAGUAUUUGAUUUUGUCCAACAAUAGGGAAAAUAUGAC
Clarias gariepinus (North African catfish) is the source of this 3302-nucleotide messenger RNA. RefSeq names its product chemokine-like protein TAFA-5. Lineage: Eukaryota; Metazoa; Chordata; Actinopteri; Siluriformes; Clariidae. The transcript has 4 exons. The coding region runs from base 596 to 973 and encodes 125 amino acids. Gene Ontology annotation, biological process: G protein-coupled receptor signaling pathway. The record is from RefSeq and is a predicted model, not a curated record. Gene Ontology annotation, molecular function: receptor ligand activity; G protein-coupled receptor binding.